AUGGGUGAAGAGCCCAAUGGAGUCAGGCAGGAAUCCGUCGAGAAGGUUGCUGAGGAAGCGCCACCGGUGGUUACUGCCGACUCGAUUAUUGACGAUCUCGCACGGGUGCUGAAGGAAAGUGGACAGAAGAUCACGAUGGAGGACAUUGCCCUAGCAAUUCGACAGGAGAGGAUAGACCGCGAAAAGAAAGAAGCCGAAGAGAAGGAAAGAAAAAAGCAUAAGAAAAAAAGUUUGGAACAUACUUUCGCGUCAUUCAAAUUUAGUGAAAGAUCGAAAUCCCCGGAUCGAUCCAGCACCAAAAAAGAAAAGGUAAAAUGCCUCGGAUUUGAGAAGGUUUCAUCAGAAGAAGAUGAUCUACCGCUGGGCGCCGACUUCAGCACGUUGCAGGAAACAAUCACACAGGACGCGUUCCCGCUGGAAAAGGAUUUUAUCCCGCCGAAGCAUGACAAACUUCGCAAAUCGGUAUCCCGCUCGCCAUCGCCCGCCUUCACUAAACCCGACAUUUUGAAAAUUGAAGGGGCCGAGAAGGCGAAGAACGAGUUCAUCCCGCGAGCCGUCCGCAAAAUAGCCAUUGCAAAAAUUUCGAUCCCAUCACCAAGUCAAGCGGAUAAAGACGAGAAAGUCGAAAUCAUCAAUGCCGUCGAGGCGCCGAUCAUCAAGAAUGUGGCGAAUGGCGCUUUGGAGACAGCAAAGGACGAGGCUCCUAAAACCGAAAGGCCGACAGAUAUUGCUGAAAUUAGCGAUGGAGAGAUUCCGGAGAGCACCGAAAAAUCGGAAAAGAAGAAGGGUAAGGAACCUUCAGCGAGGGAACGGUCCGCAUCCGCCUCUUCCGACGAUUCCCUGCUGCAGAAGAAGGUCGUCACUUCCACCAAGGGUCGAGGCACACGGCUUGGUGGGAUGAGAAGUGAAGGCACCACUUCUGAUAAACCACGAAGAUCCGGCAAAGACGGCUCACCCUCCCGCAAAGAGAAAUCGAGCCGCCGUUCGCGAAGUCGCAGCGGCUCCCGGUCGCGUGGAACCAAGCGAAAAAGAUCGAGCUCACGUGAUCGACGCAGGUCGCGCUCCCGAAAGUCGCACAGGAAACGGUCACGCUCGCGCUCGCGUGACCGUUCGAAGAAAGAUAGGCCUGAACGCAUUGACAAGGCCAAGCUGCUUUCGAUCGCCAAGCGCAAGUCGAAAUUGCUGAAACAGAUGGGAAUCAUGACGGCGACAGGCGAGCCGACACAUAUGGCAACGGCUUCUGGGAAAUCGGUUGAGGAGCUCGUUGAAUAUUGCCAAAAAGUGUCAAGGCGUGAGGAGAAGGCCGCCCAACGAAAGCGUGGCGAGACCGUGUCGAGUGACAGUGACUUUGACGAUUUUAUGGCUUCGGUGAAGCACCCGUACGCCGUACAGACGUCACAGAACAUUGGCGGAAUCACUAUUAACAUUGCGAAUGCCAUACCACUGCCGAUUCGCUCGGCGCAAGAACGCUUGAUGGACGAGUCGACGUUGAGGAUUUGCUAUCCUGUGAGCAGUGGCGCAAUACACAAAGAGAAAUCGGAUAACGAGUGGCGCCCAGUAGAGAAAGAAACGGUACCCGUUACGGUUACUUCGCUCGUCAAGCAGCACAAGGCGGUCACAAGUCUUCAAGCCGAAGAAGCAAAGAAGAAUGCGACACCCGUCGCGGGCACUUCCACAUUCAUACCGCCUCCCCCGGCGCCACCUUCAUUUGACAACCUUCUGGCGGGCCCGGGCCCUCCACCGAGCUUCGGAGAUCCACUCCUGCCGCCCCCUCCACUUCCGCCAAUGUUCGUGCCGGCCCCUGAAAACAAGAUCAUCCUCAACAAUUCGUCACGAAGACGCGAUAAAACCGUGGAUGUGGGCAAAGUGUUGGCCGAACGGGCAGCCGCGGCGCAGCGGCUCGAAGCCGACCCCAACGACUAUGAUGCUCGUAAGAUCAUCAGGGAAUGCGAUGAGGAUAUGGAGCACUGGGCAACACAGAGCAGGGGAGGCAUCCCCGGCCAAUUCACGGGCUCGACCGGCGUGCGCACUUUAUCCGCUGAUCAGCUUCAGCCUCACGAUCCUCGUUUCCACGCUUGGGUGAAGAAGGACCAGUUCAAGAUCAUGCGCCCGCUGACGACCGGUGUUGGUCUGCGCUUGAUGCAAAAGAUGGGCUGGCGACCGGGUGAAGGGCUGGGCAAGGAUAGCAUUGGCGACCUGGAACCCUUGCAAUUGGACGUCAAAUUUGAUCGCAAAGGCCUGGCUGCGAGCACGGAACAAGCGCCGAAGAACACCAAGAAGGCCACCGGGCUGAUCAUCCCUACGCCCGGAAGCCAUGGUGUAGCAUGGCAGCCCCCCGAUCUAGGAGGCAAAAAUCCAGUCUCCUUGUUGAUGGAGCUGGCAGCUAGGCGGAAAUACCCGGCGCCGAGUUUCCGCUUCUUCGAAGAAGGCCCACCGAAUAACCGACGCUUCAAUUGUGCGGUGAUCGUCAAUGGCAUCGAGUACACACCGGCCAUCUCCUGCACGCAGAAGAAGCUGGCCAAAAAUACGUCCGCGCAGGUAGCGCUUCAGGCGCUGGGCCUGUUGCCGGGCGGC
This is a messenger RNA of Mesorhabditis spiculigera, 2574 nucleotides long. Lineage: Eukaryota; Metazoa; Nematoda; Chromadorea; Rhabditida; Rhabditidae. The record is from the annotation of a GenBank genome assembly.